AAGAAGCGCCCGCGUAGGAGGCAUGAGGAGAUCGACCGCAUGUACCGCUGCGGCUUCGAAGGCUGCGACAAGAGCUACGGCACGCUCAACCAUCUCAAUGCGCACGUCGCGCUGCAGAAGCAUGGAGCGAAGCGCACGCCGCAAGAGUUUAGGGAGAUGAGGAGGGCGUGGAGAGCAAAGAAGAAGGAG
Molecule: messenger RNA, 189 nt
Organism: Jaminaea rosea
Lineage: Eukaryota; Fungi; Basidiomycota; Exobasidiomycetes; Microstromatales
Exons: 1
Biological process (GO): regulation of DNA-templated transcription
Source: RefSeq, a predicted model, not a curated record